Molecule: messenger RNA, 1738 nt
Organism: Vanessa tameamea
Lineage: Eukaryota; Metazoa; Arthropoda; Insecta; Lepidoptera; Nymphalidae
Product: zinc finger protein 696-like
Exons: 6
Coding region: 122-1288 (388 amino acids)
Biological process (GO): regulation of transcription by RNA polymerase II
Cellular component (GO): nucleus
Molecular function (GO): RNA polymerase II cis-regulatory region sequence-specific DNA binding; zinc ion binding; DNA-binding transcription factor activity, RNA polymerase II-specific
Source: RefSeq, a predicted model, not a curated record
UUGUUAUUUUAAUUAUUUCCCUGAUGAAUGUAUCUAAAAACAAAAUAAGAUUUCUUUUAUAAAAUUAAACUUUUAAUAUUUACAAGUAGAUAUACAUUAAUAAUAAUAAUUUGAACGUAAAAUGUACGUAAUAAAGUGUAAUAUGAAUCUAGCGAGUGCUUAUUGUGAUACGAAUGAAGUAAAACAAGAUUUUGACCCUAUUAACUCUUGUCGGGUGUGCCUUUCACAAAAUAUUAAUAUGGUAAAUAUAUUUGAAGACAGUAAUAAUGAAAUAAUGGAUAAAAUUGAGUUCUGUACUGGCAUUCAAUUGAAAGAAGAAAAGGGCCUACCCACAAAUAUAUGUGAUAACUGUUUAAAAGAACUAUCAAUAGCUUACAAGUUCAAAGCUAUAUGCCUCCUCUCAGCGCAGACGCUCCAACAGAUUCAUUUAAAGAAAGUAAAAGUUGAAUUAUCGGACAAAAAUGAAGAUGUACUCAUUACCGUCAAAAUCGAUGAAGUUAACGAUAGUUGUGAUUUAAAAGAAGUGGAAGUUGAGAGAGAUGUUUGCGAAGAUUAUUCAUCGGAUAAAGAAGAAAAAUGCCUACCGAAUAUUGCAAAAGUUGAAGGACCAAAGUUGUUAACAGAAAAGCAGAGUGAAACAGAAAACAAGGUGAUAAGUAAACGCGGCCCGUACAAGAAGGGUGGGAGUCCACGCGUGAGGAAGUUCAAGUUCAGUCGGUUAAGGUGUGAACCGUGCAACCUCAAGUUUACGUCCAAGCAGGAGUCGGACAAGCACAAGAAGGAAGUGCACUUGGAGAAUACGAGCUGGAUAUGUGAAGUGUGCGGCAAGGCGUUCGUGCACCGCAGCUCGCUGUACACGCACGCGCGCUCGCACCUCCCGCCGCGCUACGCGUGCGAGCACUGCGACUACAGCUCCGGCAUCAAGUACGACCUCGAGAAGCACCUCCGGACGCACUUCGGCGUGAAGAAGUACGCGUGCGCCUCGUGCGCGGCGCGCUUCCACACGACGUCCAACCUGCGCUCGCACGAGCGCCGCGCGCACCGCCCGCCCGACCAGCGCUACGCGUGCGCGCGCUGCGAGCGGCGCUUCCACGACCGCACCAAGCUGCGCCGGCACCUCGACGCGCACGACCACGUCAAACGGUUUAAAUGCGAUCACUGUCUCGCGCGAUUCUCUCGUCGCUGUCACUGGAAGCGGCACCUGGAGAGACAGCACGCCGUGUCGGUGCCCCCCCAGCGGCCCGGCCGGCGACCCACGCGCCUGCUGCUCGGGGAGCAGCCGCAGUGACGCGCAGCGACGCGGGGACACUCGUGGCGACUCGCAGGCCGCCGGGAGAGGAUCUCUUCGUGACGGUGCGCGACGUCGACGCGACGCGACGCGACGCGCCGAGUGAGAUACGGUUACGGAUCGUGUUCAGUACGUGUUCACUGAAAUGAGAAUUCUUUCCAGGUCACAUCACGAGCGGCCGAGGGUGGAUCGCUCCAGCGAUCGGUCUACCAGGUUUUCUUGUACGAUAUCACAUCACGAAGCGACGAGUGGCGAACGAACGGACGGACGGACGGAGCGCAUAUCUUUGCGUAAGAGACGUCUUCGGUAGAGACGAUCGUACGUAUGGUACUCGAAGUUGCUGAGAUUAGUACCCCACGUCCGACCGUACGACAGACUCGCUGUACGAUAUAAAUACGCCUAUCUAUUUACAUCUUCACUCGAGUUCACGAUAUUCAUAUAUGUACAUAU